Messenger RNA from Drosophila simulans, 1514 nucleotides. Its product is annotated as alpha-(1,3)-fucosyltransferase C. Gene Ontology annotation, molecular function: alpha-(1->3)-fucosyltransferase activity. Gene Ontology annotation, cellular component: membrane. Lineage: Eukaryota; Metazoa; Arthropoda; Insecta; Diptera; Drosophilidae. The record is from RefSeq and is a predicted model, not a curated record. The coding region runs from base 101 to 1444 and encodes 447 amino acids. The transcript has 2 exons.
AAACUCAAAAUAUAUAGUCAGAAACUUAUAUUGGCAUCGUAGCCAUAGAGAUUGUGGAACCCGAUUUGGCCAAAUUAGAUGUUAAUAUUACUUAGACACAAUGCCGAUAGACAGGCUCCGUCCGUUGCCGGUGGAGAAGCUCCUGAGCUUCCGAAGGAAUCCCGAUCUGCUGCAGCAACAUCGACAGCAGACCGAUGAAAUGGAGGCCAUACCGAAGUUCUUGCCCUCCCGACUUCUCCCGGACGACGAAGAUGCCAAGGGUGCACGUCGCAGGAUGGCGGAUAACGAUGAGGAUGCCCUUCGGCUGCCUCCUCCACGAAGAUCCCCGGUCUCGAUGAGGAAUCUCCAGCGGGAGUUGUACUCGCCCAACCAGUGUAUGAAUGCCCUCAAAGUCAUGGCGGCCGUGCUAACCAUUUGCUUGGUGUUCACCACGAUACCACUAUUACGCCGUCAAACUAUGCAGGAGAAUGAUAAUCUUAGGAUGAUCCUUCUGUGGAAUGAGCCAAGCCAAGUAGAGGCACCUGCGCACAUGGAGUGUGGCUGCCUGGUCACCACCAGCCGGAUUCACAAUGACAAAGCCUUCGAUGCAGUGGUCAUCAGUGCUGAUCAUCCCUACUCCUUCGAGGGUCUGGGUGGAGUCAAGCUCCAUCCCGAUUUCUAUGUGGUUUAUGCCGCCAAGAAGCCGCUGAGUUCGACGCAGAAUCCAUUGACCAAUUUCACGUUGCCCCCCUUCAAUUUGACCAUGACUUACCGCCUGGACUCCCAGCUGAUCUGGACGGACUACUACUUCUCCCAUACGAAUCUGGCCAGGAGGCUCAAGUGGUUCCGGGCUCCCAGCAAGAGUUUUGCAGAUGACAUGCCAGCCUCCACGGUUCUUCGUCUGGAGGCCGAGUUAUUGAAAAAGUCGCGACUGGCUGUGUACUUGGUCUACGAGGUGAAUGAGGAGACUCUGCCGGAGAGCCUCUACAUGGAGGAGCUGCGCAAGUACGCCGAGCUCGACGCCCAUGAUAACUGCCUGGGCACCGAUGACUGCAGUCACUACCACUUCAUGCUGAUCUUCGAACCGUCGGCCUGUCCGGACUAUGUGCCGCCGCAAAUGUCCAUGGCCAUGGACAAACUCCUGGUGCCCGUCCUGAUCGGAGGAGGAAACCUAACCAAUCUGGUGCCCAGCCACUCGUACAUUAGCAGCCAGGACUUUGCCACGCCGCAGGACUUGAUCCUUCACCUCAAGGACCUGGCAAACAAUCCGCUGGAGUACAGGCGCUACUUCUGGUGGCACUCCAUCUACAGGCUGCGCAAGACCUCGCAGCCCUACUGCGCCCUCUGCUCCCUCAUCCAACAGGCUCCAGGGGGGCACGAGGUGCGCCAGAGAGCCUACAGCUCGGGGUUCAUCAACUGGUGGACCAAAUACCAGUGCCCCAAUCGAUCCACCACCUUCCUCUGAGUCCCCGAGCGAUCCCCAAUUAUAAUUACCAGCGAUCGCAAAUUGCCCUCGUUCGGUGUGGUUCCGUUUA